GUCAACAGCUUGGUUCACGUCAUUCUGUCUUGCAGCGCUCUUGACUUUGAUCAGGGCUACUGCCACUUCACCUUCUCCCAUUUCCGACCAUUUCGCACCUCUCCCUUUCUCGGAGACUUCUAAUCUAGAGACAUGCCUGUGUCUUUCUUUUUCCUUAUUCUCGCCUUGUGCGUUGGACAGAUUGUCUCUGUAGAGACGGUCGUGGAUCUUGGCUAUGCCAAGUAUCGCGGUAACUCGAGUGAUGGAGUGUCUGUUUGGGCUGGAAUGCGGUAUGCGCGCAACCCUUCGCGGGUGGAUGGCAUGCGAUUUGCUGCUCCUCAGGACCCACAACCUGUACAAGGCGUUGUCAACGCAACCCAGUUCGGCGCUAUUUGUAUAGGCACCGAUACCAAGCUUACCGAUGAGUUUGAUCCCAAAGUUUCGGAAGAUUGCUUGUUCGCCAAUGUUUGGGCUCCGACCAACGCGACUGCCGACAGCAAACUGCCAGUCUAUGUUUUCAUUCAAGGCGGUGGCUUUUGCGCCAACGGCAAUCCCAACUACGAUGGCACCAAGUUGAUCAAGGCUGCCGAUAACAACAUGAUUGUUGUGAACUUCAACUAUAGGGUCGGACCCUACGGUUUCCUUGCCAGCAAAGAGUUUCUCGAGAACAACACUCUGAGUUUGAACAACGGGCUGAAGGACCAACGUCAGUUGCUGAAGUGGGUGAACACUCACAUUAGCAAGUUUGGAGGAGAUCCAAAUCACGUUACCUUGGGAGGUGCAAGUGCGGGAGCUGGUUCUGUCAUGUUCCAGCUCACAGCGUAUGGUGGCAGAGACGACAAACUGAUCCAAGGAGCCAUCGCAGAAUCCCCAGCGACACCGCCCAUUCGGGACGUUAACGAAAGCCAAUGGCAGUACGAUGCUCUGCUGAAACAAUCAGGGUGCGCCGACUUCAACUGUUUGAUCAAUCUGGAUGCCGUGACUUUCCAGAAAGCCGCACGGGACUUGAAGAAACCCUACCCCGGCGCUCAAAACCCACCCAUUUUCUUCUGGAACCCAACACUGGACAGGGACUUCGUCAAGGACUACACAUACAACGAGUUCCAAAACAACAACUUUCUCAAAGUCCCGACCAUCAUCGGCGACACGACAAACGAAGGCCUGGGUUUCACGGGUAAAUCGGUCAUGUCGAAGAAAUUGGCUUACACGUUCAUCGCGGAUCAAUUCCCCAGCUUGGACCCGAAAGAUCAAGAAGCUGUCCAAGCCGUGUGGGGUGGCCCCAAGGACGCCAACAAAGAUCCCUCGUGGAGAAACACAGCAGCAGAUAUAUAUGGCCACAUCCGAUACAACUGUCCCGGUCUCAACUUUUCCGCUUCCUUCGCCGAAAACGGAACGGCUCCUACCUAUCAAUACCGUUGGAAUGUGGGCAAGGCGCUGCACGUCGAAGAGUUGGGCUCUGUAUGGGGUGGUGGAUCCAGCGCGCCCAGUCAAUUUAUUCAAGCUUACUGGGUGUCAUUCAUCCGAUCUUUCGACCCCAACAAAUAUCCUAGUACCUUCACCGGGGCUGAGCCGCAGUUCUCGACUCCCAAGUGGGAAGUCUUUGGCGUGGAGAAGGCCGAGUGGAUGCUCUUCAACGACAGCAACGUGGUUACAAUGGAAUCGGUGCCAAAGUCGGAGCUGGACCGAUGUGGUGUUAUUUCGGACAUGCAUUUGCAAAUGACGAUUGCUGCUGCACAAACCCAACCAUCAACACCAAGCGGACCGCAGAAGGGCGGAGGAAUAGGAGUCAUCGGCCCCAAGCAUUCGGCUGCAACACAGGGUGCUGCCCCUGUUCCAUGGAUGUGGUGCCUCACGCUGGUGGCACUAGGAUUUGGAAUCUUGCAGGGCCUGGGUUGAACAUGAACGAAAAGAAAAGAAAAGAAGAAGGGGACGAAGAGGAAGAAGGAAGUGCCUGCUCGCUUUCUUUCUUUCUUUCUUCGCUUUCCUUGGAAUCUCAUACGACAUUACCAUGGCCAUCCUGGGAGGCCUGACCAACAAACCACCAACACGC
This is a messenger RNA of Periconia digitata, 2029 nucleotides long. NCBI's taxonomy places the organism in Eukaryota, Fungi, Ascomycota, Dothideomycetes, Pleosporales, Periconiaceae. The record is from the annotation of a GenBank genome assembly.